CCAGGAAUAGGGGCGCAGAGGCUUCUGGGAAACCGGAAGUUAAUAACCGAAGCGGUUUCCUCCUCCGCCACUUCCAAAGUUUCUUACCCCUUGUCUCCUUAUCCGGCCCUGGAACUCCCUCUGCCGGGCGCCUCAAGCCUGGUGACUGGAUGCUCUGGCUUGUGACUAGAGAGAGCCGCUACUAUUAUGGAGCGACACUUGGAGACACAAGCCCAGGAAAAGAUGGCAGAGCUUUACCAGAUGGACUCACUGGGGCUACUUUGCUGCCUCUACAGGGAGCCUGCAGAAGAGCCUCAGGGAUGACCUUUGAGAGGGACAGACUCCCAGCCCAGGAGGCAGUGACAUUCCAAGAUGUGGCUGUGGAGUUCACGUGGGAGGAGUGGUGCCUCUUGUCACCUCCCCAGAAGGAGCUGUACAAGGAGGUUAUGCUGGAGAAUACCCGGAACCUGCACUCUGUGGGGCUUCCAGCUCCCCCAGAAGACAUGAUCUCUUAUAUGGAACAGAGGGAAUUCUCUUGGAUGCUGGAGCAAGAUGGCCUGAGCAGCUGCUGCCCAGAAGGAAAGAUUAGACCUGAAACGAAGGCGAAUCCAACAGAGAUGAGCCUUCCUGUGAAAGAAAUGAACCUACAUGGUCCUGAUAACUUUUCUUUCAAAGAAUGGUGUGUUCCAUCUCCAAAGUUAUCUCAUAUUGAACAUCAAAGAAUGCACACCAAGUUAAAAUCUAGUGAAAGUAAUCAGAGGGGAAAGACUUUUACAUACGGGUCCAAUCUUACUGGACAUCAGAGGAUACACACUGGGGAGAAACAUUAUGAACGCAUGCAAUUCAGUUGUAGUCACCAUCUUGUACAUCAGAAAAUGCACAUUGGGGAGAAACCUUAUGAAUGCAAGCAGUGUGGAAAGACAUUCAGUCAGAGUGACAUGCUUGCUGUAUAUCAGAGAAUCCACACUGCAGAGAAACCUUAUGAAUGCAUGCAAUGCGGAAAGACAUUCAGUCGGAGAUACCAUCUCACUAUACAUCAGAAAAUGCACAUUGGGGAGAAACCUUAUGAAUGUAAGAAGUGUGGAAAAACAUUCAGUCAUACUUCUAGUCUUGCUGUACAUCAGAGAAUUCACACUGGAGAGAAACCUUACGAAUGCAAGGAGUGUGGAAAGAAAUUCAAUCGGACAUGCCAACUUGCUGUACAUCAGAGAAUGCACACUGGGGAGAAACCUUAUGAAUGCAAGCAAUGUGGAAAGACAUUCAGUCGGAGUGACCAUCUUGCUGUACAUCAGAAAACGCACAAUGGGGAGAAACCUUAUGAAUGUAAGCAGUGUGAAAAGACAUUCAGUCGGAGUGACCAUCUUGCUGUACAUCAGAAAAUUCACAAUGGGGAAAAACCUUAUGAUUGCAAGCAGUGUGGGAAGGCAUUCAGUCGGAGACACCAUCUUACUGUACAUCAGAAAAUGCACAAUGGGGAGAAACCUUAUAAAUGCAUGCAAUGUGGAAAGACAUUCAGUCAGACUUCUAGCCUUGCUGGACAUCAGAAAAUGCACAUUGGGGAGAAACCUUAUGAAUGCAAGAAAUGUGGAAAGGCAUUCUGUCAGAUUUCUAGUCUUGUUGGACAUCAGAGAAUGCACAAUGGGGAGAAACUUUAUGAAUGUAUGCAAUGUGGAAAGACAUUUAUUUAUAGUUCCCAUCUUCUUGUACAUCAGAGAAUCCACACUGGAGAGAAACCUUAUGAAUGCAAGCAGUGUGGAAAGACAUUUAGUCGGAGUGACUUGCUUGCUGUACAUCAGAGAAUCCACACUGGGGAGAAACCUUAUGAUUGCAAGCAGUGUGGAAAAACAUUCAGUCGGAGUGACCAUCUUUCUGUACAUCAGAGAAUGCACACUGGGGAGAAACCUUAUGAAUGCAAGAAGUGUGGAAAGACAUUCAGUCAGAUUUCUAGUCUUGUUGGACAUCAGAAAAUGCACACUGGGGAGAAACCUUAUGAAUGCAAGAAGUGUGGAAAGACAUUCACUCGUAGUUCCCAUCUUGCUCUACAUCAAGGAAUCCACACUGGAGAAAAACCUUAUGAAUGCAAGGAGUGCGGAAAGACAUUUAGUCAGACGUCUAGUCUUGUUGUACAUCAGAGAAUGCACACUCAGGAGAAACCUUAUGAAUGCAUGCAAUGUGGAAAGACAUUCACUCGUAGUUCCCAUCUUGCUGUACAUCAGAGAAUCCACACUGGAGAGAAGCCUUAUGAAUGCAAGGAUUGUGGAAAGAAAUUCAAUCAGAGAGCCCGACUUGCUGUACAUCAGAGAAUGCACACUGGGGAGAAACCUUAUGAUUGCAAGCAGUGUGGAAAGGCAUUCAGUCGGGGAGACAAUCUUGCUGUACAUCAGAAAAUACACAUUGUGUAGAAACCUUAUGAAUGCAAGCAGUGUGGAAAGAUGUUCAGUAGGAGAGGCCAACUUGCUGGGCAUCAGAGAAUGCAUACUGGGGAGAAACCUUAUGAAUGCAAACAGUGUGGAAAGACAUUCAGUCAGAGAAACAAUCUGUACAACAGAGAAUGCAUGCUGGGAAGAAACCUUAUGACUGCAUGCAAUACGGAAACACAUUCAGUCGGAGAGACCCACUUGCUGUACAUCAGAGAAUUCACACUGGGGAGAAACCUUAUAAAUGCAAGCAGUGUGGAAAGACAUUCAGUCGGAGAGACAAUCUUGCUGUACAUCAGAGUUAUCAGAGUAUUCACACUGGAGAGAAACCUUAAGAAUACAAGGUUUGUGGAAAGGUGUUUACAUGUAGCUCCAGUCUUGCUAUUUUGUGAAGGAAAUUUAACCUUCCCCCUGUCUGGGGAAACAUACCUGACAUGAGCCUGGACUUGACUCAGCGGUUAGAAUAAACUAGAAGCCUUCCUAGUAUAAACAGAACUGAAUCAAAGAUGCCCAUGACCACCACUCUUCAAAAUUUUAAGAAAAUUGCUAGCUAGAGUAAUGAGAGAAGGAGGAAUGAAGGAAUAAGAAUAGGCAAUGAGGACCAAAAACGAUCACUUUUCCCAGGUGGUAUUUAAUAUACAUAAAGAAUUAGCCAAAAGGUUAGAAAAACAAUUAGCAACUUGAUCAAAGUUGUAGGAUAAUAAAUGGAAACCACAGAAUUCCUCUUUACAACCAAUGGAACAUAGGGGAGAUAUAGAAAUAGAAAUUCCAUUAAAAAUGACUGUAGACAAUAUGAAAACUACCUGGGAGUUCACUGCCACGAUAUCUACUACCCUAGAAUUCCCUGAAGACUGUAUCUUAAUCUAUCAUUCUUUAUUGGUAAAGGUUAGAGGGAGAGAACAAAGAUCACAUGACCACCUGGCUGGGUCUAAUUUAAAACUGUUUCCAUGCUUCCCAGGCUCAUGCUCCAAAGUAGCUGCAUUUGGCUCCAGCAGCUGAGCACAACAGAUGCCAGUGUGAGAUUAUCAUUCAAUGCUCCAGAGAAGGGAGAGGGACCAGUUGUAUGAAAUAAGCCCAUCAUUUGGAAUAACCCCUAGACAUUUCCCAGCCUGAUGAUCUUUGAUAAACUGCAUAAUAUCUUUGAACCUCCUCCCCAUCUUGUAAGAGGGAGAUGAUAACAACAGUGGUUUGUGGGCCUCAGAUGAGGUCAUACACAUGCAGUGAUUUCCAAAUACUAGAUCUUUCUCCAGGGAUGUCUAUAGUCUUGCAUUGUCAGGAUAAAAUAGCUUGGAAAUUCUAGUUCAGAAAUGUACCUGAUGAGUCGAGCUGAGUGAGAAUGGGAAAACUUUGAUUAAAAUUUUGAUUAAUAGUUUAAAGUAUUAACUAAAAACUGCUAUUUUUAGUAUUAAAAAGCCAUUGUGUGACUGGACAUUCCCUUUUGAGUUCCUGUUUUGACCUACCUUGUAAUAAUUAAAAAUAAUAUUUCUACCCGGA
Monodelphis domestica (gray short-tailed opossum) is the source of this 3890-nucleotide messenger RNA. Lineage: Eukaryota; Metazoa; Chordata; Mammalia; Didelphimorphia; Didelphidae. The record is from RefSeq and is a predicted model, not a curated record.